Molecule: messenger RNA, 6095 nt
Organism: Sesamum indicum (sesame)
Lineage: Eukaryota; Viridiplantae; Streptophyta; Magnoliopsida; Lamiales; Pedaliaceae
Product: tRNA/rRNA methyltransferase (SpoU) family protein
Biological process (GO): tRNA methylation
Molecular function (GO): tRNA (guanine) methyltransferase activity; RNA binding
Source: RefSeq, a predicted model, not a curated record
UUCUUCUAAAACCCCUUUGCCCUGUCUUCCGGGUAGGGUUUAAGCUUCAAGCAUCACAGCGUACGUCGGACAGCCGUAGCAUUAGAUGGAGCCAAUUGUAGCUUCACUCUGGAGCAGUUUCCGGCGGGUCCCUCCGGUGGCCAUUCCGGCAAUGUUGGACUGUAUAUUGGCUUCCACCGCUGCAUCUCCAUCAUCUCUUUUCUCUGCUCUUCUCAAUGAAUUUCCCAAUCUUACUAAGGGGAUUGUACAAAACAGUGAAACAACAGUGAGUGAGUGGCAUAACUGUGUUGUUUCCUACGUGGCCGCCCUCUCUCACUUCCUAAAGAAGUCUGGUGCUCAUGACAUGCAUAUGUUUAUUUGGAAAAUGUUGAUUCCUUUGUUGAAGUUGGUGCAUACAUCCAAUCUUGAGCUAUUUAAUGAGGCUGCAAGUUUGUUUCUUGAUGUUGUAACGGAAACAAACAGCUGGGAGGUGCUUGAAGCAACCAUGGUCCCUCUCCUGUUAAGAUCGAUUGGCCUAUCAAUGGGAAUGUUUCAAAGUGAAGAAUUGGCAAUAUAUAAAUGGAGUGAAAAUUCAACUUUUAAGGGUUCCAUAGACAAGAAAGUGAGCCCAACAUCUUUUGAUGAUUCUCAUGACACAAUGGUUGAUAAGUAUACAUGUGGAGAUUUUCUGGAAUCUCACUCUUAUGAUCUUCCAUUCUCUAUGUCUUGUCAUAUAUUAACUUUGACGCUGGAUGCUGCUCUUCUAAACAAAGAUGGAGGAGUUUUUCCUGCAUCAACUUUAGCGAGUGGGUCCCAGGCAAAACAAUUUGCUGGAAAUAUGCUCUGGGACCUCUCUAAUUUGACUCUUCAUAUGCUUUCACAAAGUUCAGUGCAUAGGUCUUCUGCAAUCAGAUUUCUUCUUCCAUUCAUAUUUAAAGCAUUUGCACGCGAUUCUACCUUCAACGUUGCAGUUCCUGGGAUGAAUGAAGUAUUAACCAGGAAGAAUUAUUUUAUGAAAAUAUGGAAGAGUUGUAAGUUACUGUUCUCUCUUGGGUCUUUGGAGAGAAGAGAUGCUUAUGAUAUACUUUCUUUGUAUCUGUCCAUUUCAUUGCCAACUGAGCAAUAUGAAGAUUCAACUGUGGGUGGAAGAGCAGAGACUUUUGAUUUAAGAGCUGAUGAGGACUUUUGGAAUGAAAUAAAGAGAGGCUUGCUUGAUAAGGAGAGCCUAGUGAGGAAGCAGUCAUUACAUAUAUUGAAGACAACAUUAAACUUGAGCAAAGAAAGGAAAUGUUACUCUCACAUUGCUGAGGAAGUAUCAGAUGAGAAAGGUUCUGAUUCUCACAUGAUCAGCAAAAGACGGAGGUGGGCACAAGAAGAGGCCAAGUCACUGGGUGUUGGGAGAGUAUGUAAUCAAAAUGAAUCGAGUUUCACUGGCAAGAAUAGGUGGGAGGCAUUUGUUUUUCUGUAUGAAAUGCUUGAAGAAUAUGGUACCCAUUUGGUUGAAGCAGCGUGGAAUCACCAGAUUAUGCUUUGGCUCCGGUCUUCGAUUCCAUUAGAGAAUUCUGUACCCUCUGUUAGUGAAGAGCAGUAUUAUAAUCGGAUGGCAACUGCCGAGCAAAUAUUUGAGUGGUUGGCAGUUUUAUGGGAACGUGGCUUUUGCCAUGAUAAUCCACAAGUACGAUGCCUUAUCAUGCAGUCAUUUUUGGAAAUCGAGUGGGAGAACUAUGGCUGCUGUGCAAAACUUGUGCCGAAGGAUUUCAUUCUUGGUCCACUCAUACGAGGGUUAAAUGAUCCUGUUCACCACAAAGAAUUUGGUGUGAAAGAGAUCUAUUCUUCAUGGAGAAUUGAUGCUGCCGCUAGAUUUAUGUGCAAAUAUGCCAGCUAUAUGGAAAGGAGGCAGCAUGUUUCAUUCUUGGUUGAUUUGUCAUCUGUUCCCAAAACACAUUCUUUUGGCCGAGCUGGGCUGAUGUGCCUCGUCGAUUGCAUUGCUUCGGCUGCUUGUGGAAUUCGGCAACAUAAUAAUCCUGAAGUUGAGCAACUUAUUGAUGCUAACACUGAUCUGAUCGUAGUCGAAUCUGCACCGAACUCUUGGAAAAAUGAUAGAGCUGAUUUAUUGGAUGUUUUGCGAUUUGUUGUUGAGUGUAGUAAACAACAUUUUAAUACGAAAUACCGUCAUCAAGUUUGUGAAAAGAUUUUAGCUGCUGUCGAUUCAGUGAUGGCUGCAACUGAUGUUCCUCUGGAGAUCCUUUUGCAUUUCAUUUCUAGUGUGCCUCCUGAAUAUACUAAUUAUCGUGGUUCAUUAAGACAUGUAGUUCAAAAGUGGCUCCGUGGUCCUAAUUUGCAGCUUCUUAAGGCUAUUCAGAAAUUUCCUUGGAACUUUAUCAGUUGUCAACAUCCACUAGAUUCUCCUUUUACUUUUGACGAUGAACAGUUGGAUGCAUGGGGAUCUGAAGCAAAACGUUGGGCUCGAAUUCUUUUUCUUGCUGUCGAGGACAGGGAACACUUUGACCCAAUCCUUAAGUUCAUAGAGGAUCAUGGUGGUGAUGUCUGCAAAAAGAAGAAUUAUUCAGAGUGGGCGCCCGUGAAAUUUUUCAUUCUUGUUUCCAGAUUGGUUGAGGAAGUUCAAUUAAUCCAAGAGAGUGCAGCUAAACAUUGUCUGAGUGGAGGAAUGAAGCGAGAGACUUACUUUCCUGGGAGGAUAGACAAUCUAAGUUUUACAGAAGAACCAAUCAUUAUUGACAAGUUUGUUGUAGUAUUAUUAUCAUUUCUGGAAGAACUGGUUGCAUUUACCAAACUAUCAUGUUCCAUUUUCUGGUCGGCUGUAGUGACAGAGGACAUGAGUUUGCCAGGUUCUAUUAGAGGGAAGCUGGGGGGCCCAAGUCAGCGGCGAUUGCCAUCAUCUCUUUGUACUUCUGUCUUGGAAGCUAUAUCAGCCACAAAGACUCUUGCUUCUACUUUGAGGUGUUGUGCAAAGUUUAGAACUGAUGUUGUGACCAAUUCUGCACAAACAUUUCUAUGGAACUUCUGCUGGAAGAUUAUCACAACUCCAGCACCUAAAUCAGAGGUUGAGGCAGAAAUAUGUCUAGCUGCUUACGAAGCAUGUGCAUAUGCUUUGAAUGAUUUAGUAUCUGUCUUCUCUCCUUCAUCAUUGGAUCUUCUCGCAAACAAUUAUAAGUCAUUUCCAUCUGAAGCAGAAGGCAAAGCUCUGUUAGAUGCAUUUGUUACCACUUUUAUCCAUAACAUCAAUAACAUUAUUGAUGGGGGAAAAUUGACACGCUCACGAAGGGCAGUUUUGAUAAGUUGGAAGUGGAGCUGUCUAGAAUCAUUACUAUCGCUACCAAAUUAUGCACAUCGCUGUGGAGUUCAUUUGAAGAGGUUUAAAUUUUUCUUUUCGGACACAAUUGUAACGCAGAUUUUUCAAGAUCUUGUCGGAAGCCUUGAACAUGCUGGGGAAGUUUCUGUCUUACCUAUACUUAGAUCAGUUAGGUUAAGCAUGGAACUGUUGAAUUUAAAGAGAACAGAUCUAGAUAUUUCCUGCUGUGGUGGAAUAACUAUUGAGAUGAUGUGGCUUUUGGUUCAUUCUUCAUGGAUAUUGCAUGUCAGCUGCAACAAAAGGAGGGUGGCUCCUAUUGCUGCACUUUUAUCCUCUGUCUUGCAUUAUUCAGUUUUUGGGGAUGGCCACAUGCACGAAUUUGACAAUGGCCCUGGCCCUUUGAAGUGGUUUGUUGAGAAAAUUGUCGAGGAAGGCACAAAAAGUCCGCGUACCAUUCGUCUUGCUGCAUUACAUUUAUGUGGGCUUUGGCUGGCCUACCCAAAUACCUUAAAAUACUAUAUUAAAGAGCUGAAGCUGCUCACCUUUUAUGGUUCAGUUGCUUUUGAUGAGGAUUUUGAAGCUGAACUGGCUGAAAAUCAUGAUGCAAGGACUGAAGUGUCCAUGCUUUCAAAACGUCUAGAUCCUGAGUUAACUGAUGUGUUCAUCAAUACGGAGUUGUAUGCACGAGUAUCUGUUGCUGUUUUGUUCUCUAGACUUGCGGAUGUGGCUAAUUUGGUCAAGUCUACGGCUAGAGACGAAGAAUACCUUGCUGUUAUUGGAUCUGGCAAAAUGUUUUUGCUUGAACUUCUCAAUUCUGUGGUAAAUGACAAAGACCUGUCUAAGGAGUUGUAUAAAAAGUACAGUGCGAUUCAUAGGCGGAAAGUUCGUGCAUGGCAGAUGAUAUGUGUGUUGUCGCGAUUUGUUGACCUAGAUAUUGUUGAGCAAGUAACUUCUAGCUUGCACACAUCAAUUUGUAGGAACAAUUUGCCAUCAGUUCGGCAGUACUUGGAAACUUUUGCUAUCUAUAUAUAUUUGAAUUUCCCCUCACUGGUUAGCCAACAAUUGGUUCCUUUGCUAAGGAAUUAUGAUUUGCGGCCUCAGGCUUUGUCAUCGUAUGUAUUCAUAGCAGCUAAUGUCAUUCUCCAUGGAAAAAAAGUGACUCAAUUUGGACAUCUGGAUGAAUUACUUCCUCCUAUUGUUCCAUUGCUGACCUCUCAUCAUCACACUUUACGUGGAUUUACACAGAUAUUGCUGUAUCAAGUUCUUCAAAAGUUGUUGCCUGAUUCAAAUUCCAGUGCAUGUGAUAGCAUGUCUUUGGAGCAGAGGUGCUUUGUGGAUUUGAGAGAUUAUUUGGCCCAUAACUCAGAUUGUGCACGGUUGAGAGCUUCCAUGGAUAGUUAUCUCGCUUUCUUCGAUCCAGUGAAAUCCAUAUCACCGGCUGGGAUUUUUACUAACCGGGUUGAGGAUCUUGAAUUUGAAUGCGUCCCACCAACACUCAUGGAUCGAGUGAUUGAUUUUCUGAACGAUACAAGGGAAGACCUUAGAUCCUCAAUGGCUAAAGAUGCAGCUUCUAUCAAGAUCGAGAGCAUCCUAAUUGACGAAGGUCCCAAAUGUAGUGAAAUAUUAAAGUCAAAUGGAAGACAAUCAGUGAUCCAACCACAGGAAGAACUAUUAUAUGACUUCCAAAGAAAAAUUACUUUCUCCAAUAAUGACGUGCCAGACUCAGCCCCCACAGCUUUCUUGGACAAAACAACAUCAUAUGGAUCACUUUUGGCUAUGGCCCAUGAGGAUCAGCUUCUUGAUCAGCUGCUACAUUCAAGAGGACUGAUUGUAGAGAAGUUAAAAGCAAGAAGACAACAAAUUAUCCUUCUGGCAUCACUAAUAGAUCGGAUACCCAAUCUUGCUGGAUUGGCACGGACAUGUGAGGUUUUUAGGGCCGCUGCACUAGCAGUUGCAGACAAAAGUAUAUUAAAUGACAAGCAGUUUCAACUUAUAAGUGUCACAGCAGAGAAAUGGGUUCCUGUUCUGGAAGUCCCAGUGGGAAGUAUGAAAGCAUUCUUGGACAAAAAGAAACAGGAGGGUUUUGCUAUCCUAGGUUUGGAGCAAACUGCAAACAGUGUAGCACUGGACCAGUACAACUUCCCUACAAAGACAGUAUUAGUUCUUGGUCGUGAGAAGGAAGGAAUACCAGUGGAGAUAAUCCACAUGUUGGAUACUUGCAUCGAAAUUCCACAGCUUGGAGUAGUUAGGUCUCUAAAUGUUCAUGUCAGUGGUGCCAUUGCCCUCUGGGAGUAUACUAGGCAACAAAGGUCACAAUAAAUUCUAAAUGAAGCCCUGAUGUUGGAGGAGGCCGUUCACAUAUGGUCGUGAAAUAUCAACAUAAAUGGUACUUUUACAUCAAUAGUUGCACGUUUGUUUGCCAGUGAUCAUACUUGAGCUUGCUCGUCCUGCUUGAAGCCUACUGAGGGAGUAAGAAAACAAUGAGAUACGAGACAUUUUAGUGUUGCAACCAAACGUCACAAUACUGUUGAGAAUUAGGUGUCUCUCCAUUUUCCCUCGUGUAGAAAUGUCCCCAAGAAUUGGGUUUCCUCUCGGAAAACACUAGAAAUUCUAAAAUGUCUGGCAGCCUGUGAAAACACAAGCAUUUUUGGCUGGGUGCAACUCUAUUCACAGGCCGCCUUGGCAGCCUGUGACAUAAGUGUAACUCUAUUUAUUGAUACCAAAAGUCACAAGAGUCAAGUGUUCACUCUUUUCAUCAUACUAAACUUGAAUGGAAAAUACAAAUACUAUCGGUAGCUUGAAA